AUGUACCAAAAAAUUAUAAGUAACAUUAAUGAAUUAUCUCAAUUUAAAUUAAUAUGCAAAAAAAAAUUGGAAUUAAUAAACAUAUGGAAAUCUUGUAAUAGUAAAGAAGCCGAAGAAAUUUGGUUAUAUCUUCAUAAUUUAUUAGUAGAAUAUACAUGCCCAGAAAAAUUGAUUUAUAAUGAAGAAAAUUCAACUUUAUUAUUUAAAGGAGAAAACGAUAGACAAUUUCUGUUGACAUGUAUAAAUUUUGUUUCUAUAUAUUUGCUAUAUUUAAGCAAUAAUGAAAGAAAGAAAAAAUCUAUAAACUUGGAUGAAAACUUCAGAAAAUUAUUUUAUAAAUUGAUUGAGAUUCAAUUUAUGUUAAGUGACAAGGAAAUAAGGAUUUCAUUUGGAAAAUGUUUGUUAAAUAUUUGUGAAUUAAAACUAGUGGAAAAUGAUUUUUCAAAUUACUUAAAAAUUAAUGUUUUAUUAUUCCUAUUAUGGAAAUCUUGUUCUACCGAAGGUAAAAGUACUGAUAUAAGUAAAUUAAAAAAAUACAAAGAUUUUUGUAAAAUUAUAAAAUGGGGAAUAUCCGACAAAACAACUAAUUCUUUUUACGUUUUAUGUUCUUAUUCUUUAAGUCUCCCUAAGUUUUAUGAAAACUGCGAUGGUAAAAUAUUUUUAUCUUAUGUAUGGUCUCUAAAUGAAAAUAUAGCAUAUCACCUUUUUAACAAAUUUGUUCAUAGUACAGUGGUUUUACCAUUUGAUAAUAUUAAUCAUUAUUCUAAAAUUAUUUAUUCAACAUGGAAAAAUUGUUCUGAUGAUAUGAAAAGUGUUAUUGAAACACAAUUAGAACAUCUUGUUCAUUUUUCCUUAAAAUGCCCUAUUAAAAUUGCAGCGCGUUUUAGAUGUGUACUUAAUAUAUUUCAUACAAAUAAAGGUGAUAAAAGUAUCAAUAAGUUAAUUUUCAAAAUUUAUGAUCCUGUUAUAUGGAGAAAUUUAAUGUCACCAAAUUGGAAAAUUAGAUUUAAUGCAACGUGCAUUUUUCAAUUAAUCUUUCCUGUUGUGGAUCCCUGCAUAAAGGAUAUAAAUUAUCUAGAGGAAAUGGAUAAAGCUUAUAAUGCGCUUAUUGAAUUAUCUGAAGAUAAAAAUAUAUGUGUUAGACAAGCUACAGCCAAGUGCAUUUGUUACAUAUUAAAUGAAUUAUGGGAAAUAAUACAUGAUGAUAAGAGAAUAAUAUUACUUAAUAUAUUAAUCAACAAAUUAUUAAAAGAUAAAUAUAGUGAGAAUGUAAGAUCAGAAGUAGUGUUAGGUCUUUGUGAAAUUGCUAAGAAUAAAAUGAUUAAUAAAAUAUUUCUAAAAAUAUUUGAUAGAAUUAAAUAUCUUAUAAGUGAUAAAUCUUUAAAUGUUAGAAAAAAUUUUGUUAAUCUCGUAUUAGAACUCAACAAAAACUUAAAUGAUAAUUUUUCUAAUGAAAUAGAUUUUAAUGAAUUAAUGAAAAGGAUAACAAAAGAUUAUUUUACAUUUAAUGUUCAAGCAUGUAUAAAGAAAUUGUCGUAUAUGAAACAAGAAAAUAAUGAAAAAAUAAAAAGUAAGGAGAUACGUGAAUUUUUAAAAUUAUCAACAAAUUUAAUAACAUAUACUAUGUGGAAAUGCGAUAUAAAAGAGCAAGCAAAAAAAUGCAUUAACUUCUUAAAUGAAUACCCUGUUUUAAUGAUCUGCAUAAGUAAAUUUUCAACAAAUUUAAAAUUAAUUGAUAGAUAUAAGUUAUCUUCUGUUUUAUUUGAAAUAACAAAUGUAAAAUUAAAAGAAGAAGACAGUUGUAUUUUAUUAAGUGAAAACGAUAAGAAUAUUUUAAAUGAUGAUAAUUUAAAAAAAAAAUAUAUAAGGUAUUCCUCUCUAUUAAUAUGUGUAGCUAAUUUACUGAAGGCAAAAAAUGAGGAAGAAAUAGAACUUUGUUCUUCUGAAGAAAUUCAAGACUUUUUAAAAAAAAAAUUUAUAGAAAAAUAUUUUUUAGAUAGUAUAAAUACUUUGAUACAACCAUUUUAUUUUAAAGUCUUAAAAUAUAUAAAUUUAAAUCAUGAUAAUUAUUUGAUAAUACAUAAAUAUUCUCAUAAUCAAUUAAAUUCUUUACAUAUUAUGAAAAAUAAAUAUAUAUGUAAAAAAUGCAUAAUUCCUUUAUUUUAUAAGUGGGGACUUUUAAGAUCAUAUGUAAUUAAAAAUAUUAAUUUUUUGAAUAUAUCUAUUCAGUCAAUUUUUUAUCAAAUAAAAAACAGUAAAGAUAUAUUGACAAAUUCAGUAAAUAAUAAAAAUGAUGUUUUAUUAGGAAAUGACACUAUUAAUAUACAAGAAAAUAUAUCAAACGAUAUUGAAAAAAAUAGUAUAUAUAUAACAAAUAUUCAUAAAGGAGAAUUAGAUGAUAAAAAUAAAAACAAAAAAAAAUAUAUGAAUGAGGAAAAUAGCAAUAAUGAAAAUAUAAAUGCUAGUAUUGAAAUAGAAGGCUUAAAAAAUAAAAUAAAUGAAAAGGAUUCAAAUGAAGUUGAAAAAAUUGAUAUCAAUAAGAUUAAUAAUGAAAAUAAAGGGAACAUAAGUGAUACUGAACUUAAUAUAUACAUAAAUAAUGAAAUAGAACUUAAUGCUUUGCUUUUUUUAUCUUUAAUUGUAAAAAAAAAAAAAUAUCACAAUAUGUUAUUUAAAUGCUUCCCUGACAUAAUUUAUAAUUUUAUUUAUAAAUUUAAUUAUUUUCUGUUAUACACUUUUGAAAGUAUUUCUAUGAAUUAUUUCUUUUUGCCUCCUCAUUUUCUUUCACCUUAUAAUGAAAAACAAAAUAUCACCAUUACACAAUUUAUCAUAAGUGAUCAAAAGAAAAUAAAAGAGUAUAUGAAAUUAUAUAUUUCUUUCUUUUUUCUCUUUAAUUAUAUUUGUCUUCAAAAUAAGCUUUCUUAUGAAUGGGAUGAAUUAAUACAAAAUACUUUAAAGACUAUUAAUUUAAUUAGUUCUGUAAAAUUUAAAAAUGAAGUUGAAAUAAUGACAAGAAAAAUAACAAGAAAAGAAUAUUCUGAUAAAGAAAUAACGGAUGAAAAAAAGAUGUGGAAAUCCUAUAUAAAUGCCAUCAUUUAUUUUAUAAUUUACUACAUUGAUAAGAUUGAAUACAUAAUUGCUAUGAAAAAGUUGUCUCUUGAAGAUUUAGAUUUUAAUGAUUUCAUAAGAAAUUUCUUUCUAUUUUAUAAAUGCUAUGAAAUUGUAAAUGAAGACGAAAAGGAAACAAAGAAAAUAUAUUUCAAAAUAUGGAAUAGAAUAUGUUCAUUUCUUAUGUUUAUAUUAAAUUUUGAUUAUUUUGAAAAAAAAACUUAUUUUAAAUUAAUGAUAAUUAAUACAUUUUUUACAUUUACAUAUGAAUUUACACCUAAAAAACAAAUAGAAAAAAUACUCAGGAAAUGUUUAAUUGUAAUUAAAGAAAAGGAUACAUUUCAAAAAUAUCUGGAGAAUUUUAAGAAUAAUAAUGAUACAGUGAACUAUAUGGAAGAAAGUCAAAUAAAAAAUAUUCAAAAUGUUUUAGAUAAUAUAUUAUUAAAAAAAGAUAAGCCAAAAAAAUAA
This is a messenger RNA of Plasmodium relictum, 3576 nucleotides long. Its product is annotated as conserved Plasmodium protein, unknown function. Gene Ontology annotation, cellular component: nucleus; condensin complex. The coding region runs from base 1 to 3576 and encodes 1191 amino acids. NCBI's taxonomy places the organism in Eukaryota, Apicomplexa, Aconoidasida, Haemosporida, Plasmodiidae. The transcript has 14 exons. Gene Ontology annotation, biological process: mitotic sister chromatid segregation. The record is from RefSeq and is a predicted model, not a curated record.